Messenger RNA from Didymodactylos carnosus, 546 nucleotides. The record is from the annotation of a GenBank genome assembly. Lineage: Eukaryota; Metazoa; Rotifera; Eurotatoria; Philodinida; Philodinidae.
AUGCAAGGUUACAAAAUUUUAAUUGACGACGAAACGGAUAGUACUCAUCAAAAAGAGAAACCAUUCAAGAUUUCAAGACCUAACAAGGAUGUGCCGUUAUGGUUAAUCGAGUCGAAUCGUCGUCAUGGUAAACCGCACAAUGGUGGAAACUGGGCAACACAUGUUCAAUUUCAACUUCCACAAUCUAUUCGUAUUCCAAAACGUUUAGCUACAAAACUGGGCCGACCAACACGUGCGUUCACAGCGGUCAAAGUGAACGAUGACACCGUUAUAGUCUCACCAGCCCUAGUAUUCAAACUCAGAGGUCGAUAUAACAACAAUACAACUGUUGAGAGCACCACACGAACAACUGAUGGUGGUGAAUGGUCUGAAACCACACGUGCAUCUACAACCGUCAGUGAUGAACCGGACACAGAUGAACCAACGGAAGAAACCGAAGAACCGGAAAUAAGAACAACAGACAGACCUGUCUCAACAUCAACAACUGACACAGAACCUGAAAAACGUGGAUUUAAUCAUGAGCUCUACUUCGAAGAUGAUGAAUAA